Messenger RNA from Rattus rattus (black rat), 933 nucleotides. RefSeq names its product olfactory receptor 477-like. Gene Ontology annotation, cellular component: membrane. Bases 1 to 933 code for a protein of 310 amino acids. Lineage: Eukaryota; Metazoa; Chordata; Mammalia; Rodentia; Muridae. Gene Ontology annotation, molecular function: olfactory receptor activity; G protein-coupled receptor activity; odorant binding. The record is from RefSeq and is a predicted model, not a curated record. Gene Ontology annotation, biological process: G protein-coupled receptor signaling pathway; sensory perception of smell. The transcript has a single exon.
AUGGAAGCUCAAAACCACACCACUAUGACAGAGUUCAUCCUUUUGGGGUUAACAGAGAAUUCCACACUGCGUGUCAUCCUAUUUAUGACAUUUCUAGGGAUAUAUGCUGUUACUUUAGUGGGCAAUUUCAGCAUCAUCAGUUUAAUAAGAAGCUGCCCUCAACUCCACACACCCAUGUAUCUGUUCCUUAGCCAUCUGGCUUUUGUGGACAUUGGCUUUUCCACAUCAAUCACACCUAUAAUGCUUACCGGAUUUCUUGAACAUACAAUAACACUCUCUGUGGCUGCUUGUGAAGCCCAAUUCUGCAUUGCAGUGACAUUUGGGACAGCUGAGUGCUUCUUCCUAGCUGCCAUGGCCUAUGAUCGCUAUGUGGCCAUCUGCUCACCCCUGCUUUAUUCAACACAUAUGUCCCCCAGGAUCUGCUUCCUUUUAGUUGGAGCUUCCUAUGUAGGUGGCUGUGUGAAUUCAUGGACAUUUACUAGUUGUCUGUUGAGUCUGUCCUUCUGUGGACCAAAUCAGAUAGAUCAUUUUUUCUGUGAAUUUCCUGCCGUGUUGAAACUUUCUUGCUCAGAUGUCUCCAUUAUUAGAAUUAUUCCUUCUAUAUCUUCUGGAACCAUCAUUGUGGUCACAGUGUUUGUCAUAGCUGUCUCCUACACCUACAUCCUCAUCACCAUUCUGAAGAUGCGCUCCACUGAGGGCCGACAGAAGGCCUUCUCCACCUGCACCUCUCACCUCACUGCAGUCACUCUAUACUAUGGAACUAUUACCUUCAUUUAUGUGAUGCCCAAGUCAAACUACUCUACUGAAAAGAACAAGAUACUGUCUGUAUUCUAUACAGUAGUGAUCCCCAUGCUUAACCCACUCAUCUACAGUCUGAGAAACAGAGAUGUAAAAGAGACUCUCACAAAGGCCACUGUCAGAAUCUUUCCAUAG